AUGUCAACGGAUGAGCACGAGGCGGUGAUUAUAGGCGCUGGGAUCGCUGAGCUCUCCGCGGCGCUGGGGCUGAAGAGAUCAGUUGGAAUAAAGAGUGUUGUUCUCGAGAGGUCGCCUGAAUUGAGAGCCGCCUGCACUGCUCCCUCGCUGUCGCCGGAUGCUUGGCGAGCUCUUGAUGCGCUUAGAAUUGGCGAUAAGCUCAGUGUAGCUUAUCGCCUCGCUAAGAGAGGUGAGACAGGAGUGAGGGGACUCCACCCUAAGGUGCUAUCAGUAAGAUUUUCUUCUAGGCUCGCUUCGUUUACGACCGAGAUCAUAAAGGAUUCAUCAGCUGUUGCUCUUCUUGAAUCAGAGGAUGGAACUUUAAUCAGAGCGGAGGCAGUGGUUGGGUGUGAUGGAGUGCGCUCUCUAGGCCCACAACGGCUGGGCCUAACUACGGCCAUUGAUUCGGCCCAAGCUACGGUCCGGCUCCAAAAGUUUGCCGACAAAGAGAAAAAGGAUAGAGUUCCUGCUCUCUACGAUACUGACGUUUCUUGGUCAACUACGCAUAAUACCUCCGAAGAAAAAGAAAGUGCGAUAGGACAUGCAGAAUCAAUCCAGACCACCGACCGCUCGGCCGUCUCCCUGGCCUCGGUCAAGUAUCAUGCUCAGUGGCAAAGCGGAAGGAAUUCGAUAGGGUCCCACAAAGGGCCCGUCGUACUCUCUCGCGACGCCGCCGCUCCCAAUGUGGAGAAAGGGGUCGAGAAGCGCGUGAAGAAGAGAUCACGGGCAGCUAGUUUGAAAUUUGGCGCAUAUUGGUCGGGUUGGGUUGAACAAGCUCCACGGGCUGGGCUUUUGGGCCGGGCUUUGGAUGCGAAGUGUAGCGAGCCAUGA
Molecule: messenger RNA, 870 nt
Organism: Asparagus officinalis (garden asparagus)
Lineage: Eukaryota; Viridiplantae; Streptophyta; Magnoliopsida; Asparagales; Asparagaceae
Exons: 4
Coding region: 1-870 (289 amino acids)
Source: RefSeq, a predicted model, not a curated record